Molecule: messenger RNA, 747 nt
Organism: Acytostelium subglobosum LB1
Lineage: Eukaryota; Evosea; Eumycetozoa; Acytosteliales; Acytosteliaceae
Exons: 5
Coding region: 1-747 (248 amino acids)
Cellular component (GO): nucleolus
Molecular function (GO): RNA binding
Source: RefSeq, a predicted model, not a curated record
AUGUCAGAAACAGUUGAUACAGCGUCAGUAGCUACUAAUAUAGAGGCACCUGUUAAGGAGAUUGCAUUGGCCUCAAUCGAUAAGGAAGUAAAGAAGAACAAGAGAGCUAGAGAUGAUGACAAUGACAUCGAUCAGGAUAUGGCCGAUACAGGUCCAAACAAGAAGCCAAGCUUCCCUCAGAUUACAGUUGAAGAUAAUGGAGGAGUACAAAUUAGAAAGAUUACAAUCCCACCCAACAGAAUGGCACCACUCAAGGGUAACUGGCAACAGAUCUAUGAACCAAUCGUCAACCAUCUUAAGCUACAAAUCAGAAUGAACCUUCAAUCAAAGAAGGUCGAGAUUAGAACAUCAGAGGGUACACUGAAUCCAGGUGCAUUGCAGAAGGCCUCUGACUUUGUACAUGCCUUUGCUCUUGGUUUCGAAGUUAAUGACGCCAUUGCUCUGCUGAGGCUCGACGAUUUAUAUAUAGACUCAUUCGAUAUUGAAGAUGUAAAGACACUGAAGGGAGAUAACCUGUCACGUGCUAUAGGACGUAUUGCUGGAAAGGACGGCAAGACCAAGUUUACCAUUGAGAACACUACCAAGACAAGAAUAGUGUUGGCUGACAAACGUAUCCAUAUUUUAGGAUCAUAUGCCAAUAUCCGUGUUGCCAAGGACGCCAUCUGUAACUUGAUUAUGGGUUCGCCGCCUGGAAAGGUCUACGCCAAGCUUAGAACUGUGGCCACACGUAUCUCUGAGAGGUUCUAA